This is a messenger RNA of Penicillium verrucosum, 870 nucleotides long. RefSeq names its product SDR family oxidoreductase. The coding region runs from base 1 to 870 and encodes 289 amino acids. Gene Ontology annotation, molecular function: oxidoreductase activity, acting on the CH-OH group of donors, NAD or NADP as acceptor. The transcript has 3 exons. Gene Ontology annotation, cellular component: cytoplasm. NCBI's taxonomy places the organism in Eukaryota, Fungi, Ascomycota, Eurotiomycetes, Eurotiales, Aspergillaceae. The record is from RefSeq and is a predicted model, not a curated record.
AUGAGCUCACAAGAAAACCGGGUGGCCAUCGUCGCAGGGGCCACUUCUGGGAUAGGUAUUGACCUCGCCAAGGACCUCAUCGCAAAAGGAUGGAAAGUCGCAUGCGUAGGUCGGCGCCACGAGGCCGGUGAAGCCCUCCUGAAGGAUCUGCCGCAGGACAGAGCGCGCUUCUUUGCCGCAGAUGUCUCCAACUACGACGAGUACGCACGUGUAUUCACCAAAGUGCAUGAGCUCUGGGGUCGUAUUGAUGCGUUAUGUGCCAAUGCCGGUAUUGUCGAUAUGUCCUCCAUCUACAUCUACGACUCGAAGAACAACAGCGUCGACAACAUCCCUCCAGCACCAGAUCUGUCCGUUGUGGACAUCAACUACAAAGGCAUUGUGUAUGGCACCCAGUUGGCAAUCCAUUUCAUGCGCCAUAACCCCCAGCCCGGUGGUCGCAUUGUCGUCACGGGUAGUAUUGGCGGGAUCUUCCCCCACAAAUCGUAUCCAGUAUACUGUGGCUCCAAGGCUGCAGUGAACCACUUCAUACGGGGCGUUGCUCCGUUGCUAAAGCAAAAGGAGAAUAUUUUUAUCAAUUGCGUGAUGCCGGGGAUUGUGAGCACGCCCAUUGUGCCACCCGAGAUGAUUCGCGCCGUCACUCCUGAAUGUCUUACCCCUGUGCAGACCAUUCUCAAAGGUUAUGAAACCUUUUUAGAAGACUCGACAGGCAUGGCGGGUGAGCUAUUAGAGUGCUCAGCCGACAAGCUGAUCUACUACCAGUUGCCCGAACCAGGAAAUGGCCAUAUCACAAAGCGGGCUGUCACAGUAUGGGAGCCACUAUUCCGCAUCAUGCACGGUGAAGAUUCGAACCUGCCGGACGCCAUUCCGUGA